AUGGCAAAGAAGUUGCACGAAUUAAAAGUUGCCGAGUUAAGAAGCGAAUUGGAAGAACAGGAUGAAGCGACAAGCUGUGAGAUCGAAGUAGUUUCUUUAACUGCUGAAAAACUGGAAGAGAGUUUACAUGUUCUGCGGGUUGGCUUCUUUCCACAAGAAAAUGUAUGUAGGGCCACUCAAGUAGCACAAAAUUUAAAUGCAAUGAAAGAAUUAGAAAAUUUAUGUGUCGAUGUUGCUAAAGAAGGAUGCUCAAUAAUUGCAAUAGACAGGAUAACUCAAAAAGUUGUUGGAGUGGCUUUCAACAAAUUACAGGCAAAUAACGAUAACACCAUCUUUACGUAUGAAGAAUAUAUAAACAAUUGUAGAGAAGAACCAUCUCGUGCUGUAAUACAAUUCAUGUUGGACAUGGAUACCUAUGCAAAUCUAUUUGAACAUUGCAAUGUUAAUUGCUUGCUCGAAAUCAUGUUUUUAGCUGUACAUCCUGAUUUUGUACAAAAAGGUGUUGGAAAAGCACUUUGUACAACUGUAAUUGAAUUAGCAAGGAAGCUAAAUUGUGGUGAAAAUGUAAAAGUUCCAUUGGAUGACAAACCUUUGGGUUUAGAACCUCGACCGCGUAUUGUAAUUGCAGCGUUCACGUCAUUUAUAAGUCAAAGAAUUGGCAAGUUCCUUGGUUUCCAGAAAAUUGUCGAAAUUGAUUAUGAAAACUUUUCAUAUCAAGGUGUAACUUACAAAACAUCGGUAGGUUCUCAUACUCCUACCACUACUUUAGAAUACUAUAAAUUAUGAACUGAUUGAUUGUAAAAUCAGUAAGAAGUGUUAGGUAAUUCAUUCGUAUAUUUCAUACACCACAUGGUAUCAUAUACACCUUAGUCGUCAAUAAUCCUUUGAAAUUUAUAUUAAAUUAGCAUCGUUGGUGUGUUAGUUACUGUAAAUUGUACAUGCUCGGUAUAUUGUUAUGUACAAUUUUAUGCACUAUGUCUGAUCAGUAUUCCGAAAUUUUUGAAAAGUAGCAUCUGGAGGCACUGUAGAGUACAUCUCAUGAUAGCACCACAACGAUAGGUAUGUAAAAUGUAUGCACAAAAUUACCCCAAUUACCGGGCCGCCAAUGAUUGAGAACAGUUAACAGUUUCGUAACCGCAUUAUCUUAUCGCCUUUCAAUAUCGCAAGCGUUAACUGACGAAACACAUAUACCUAUUCGUGACUUUCGCAACAGCUGACAUAAACAGGUCAAUUUCACGUAAUGAUUAGUAAAAAUCUGCGUCCGUUGCGUUUGAUUGGCAAAGUUACUGCUAAUACCACAAAAUACAAAAAUAAAUUGAGUGUGAAAAUAUGAAGAUAAACCAAUGUAUUCACAUGUAUAAUAUGUUGGUCACACAUGGAUGGUUCAGUGGCGGCAUCACGCGAAUACGCGUUAUAAUCAUCAUUACCGGAACGGUUGGAGCUUUUGGUAAGUUUAUGUCCCUGAGUAGUGCGAGAUGGCUCAUUCUAUUUGUUCUUUAUAUUUAUGCCUUCCUCUCCCUUAAUUUUUUCGGAGUACUAAUCAGACCUAAUGUAUAUUGUUUAGAUAUAGGUAAUGAAAUAUAUACCUACAUACUCUUGCUGAUGAAACAAACGAAGCACUAAUUGGAUCAUUUCCCAAAAGAAUAUAUGAUUUGUUAGAAUUGUAUCAAAUUUUCUAAUUUUUUCGUUCUAAUUACUGGUUUCAAUGUUGGUGUCUAAAAUAAUAAAAACUUUAUCUGAA
Messenger RNA from Agrilus planipennis (emerald ash borer), 1741 nucleotides. RefSeq lists its product as uncharacterized. NCBI's taxonomy places the organism in Eukaryota, Metazoa, Arthropoda, Insecta, Coleoptera, Buprestidae. The transcript is spliced from 3 exons. Gene Ontology annotation, molecular function: N-acetyltransferase activity. Bases 1 to 786 code for a protein of 261 amino acids. The record is from RefSeq and is a predicted model, not a curated record.